Messenger RNA from Vicia faba (fava bean), 1008 nucleotides. The record is from the annotation of a GenBank genome assembly. Lineage: Eukaryota; Viridiplantae; Streptophyta; Magnoliopsida; Fabales; Fabaceae.
AUGGAGGUAGUAAGAGUACAAACAAUAGCUCAUGAAUCCAAAGACUCAACAAUUCCGUCCAUUUUCCUUAGAGCAGAAACAGAACAACCAGGAACAACAACCGUUCACGGUGUGAAACUAGGUGUACCCAUUAUCGAUUUCAGCAACCCAAAUGAAGAAAAGUUAGAAAAUGAGAUAAUGGAAGCGAGUAAAGAGUGGGGAAUGUUUCAAAUUGUGAACCACGAGAUUCCAAAUGAAGUUAUAAAAAAGUUACAAAGUGUUGGAAAAGAGUUCUUUGAGUUACCACAAGAAGAAAAAGAGGUUUAUGCUAAACCUGUUGUUGGGUCAAAUUCUUCGGAAGGGUAUGGAUCAAAGCAUCAGAAAGAGUUGAGUGGGAAGAAAGGUUGGGUGGAUCAUUUUUUCCACAUUAUAUGGCCACCUUCCAAUGUUGAUUACCGUUUUUGGCCUAAAAACCCUCCCUCUUACAGGGAGGUGAAUGAGGAAUAUGGCAAGUACAUACGUUUAGUGACAGAAAAACUGUUGAAAAACAUGUUAAUUGGACUUGGGUUUGAAGAACAUGAACUAAAGUCAGCUACAGGUGAAGAUGAGAUGAUUCACCUAUUGAAAAUAAACUACUACCCACCUUGUCCAUGUCCUGAUCUUGUCUUAGGCGUGCCACCACACACAGAUAUGUGUUACAUUACCAUUCUUGUUCCCAACGAGGUGGAGGGACUUCAAGCCUCUAGAGAUGGUCAAUGGUAUGAUGUUAAGUAUAUCCCUAAUGCUCUCAUCAUUCACAUUGGCGACCAAAUGGAGAUACUAAGCAAUGGGAAAUAUAAGGCUGUGUUGCAUAGAACAACAGUGAACAAAGAGGAGACAAGAAUGUCUUGGCCAGUGUUCAUUGAGCCCCAAGAACAGCAUGAAGUUGGUCCUCACCCAAAGUUUGUUAACCAAGACAAUCCAUCCAAGUAUAAGACCAAGAAAUAUAAGGAUUAUGCUUAUUGUAAGCUUAAUAAGAUCCCUCAGUAA